Molecule: messenger RNA, 901 nt
Organism: Onthophagus taurus
Lineage: Eukaryota; Metazoa; Arthropoda; Insecta; Coleoptera; Scarabaeidae
Product: cysteine-rich hydrophobic domain-containing protein 2
Source: RefSeq, a predicted model, not a curated record
AACAACGACCUUGAAUAUUGCGUAGAAAAUAAAUUCAUGAACGUACACCGAAAAUGACUAACAUUUAGCAGAGAACAAACAAAGGUAUCGAACAACACGUUGUUUAAAAUAUAUUGUAUCGGAGAGACCAAAUUAAACUUAAAAACCGUUUAAAAUCCAUCAAAAAGUGUACGUUAGAAAAUACACAACCCACAUUAUAAAUAAGAUCUUCGACGUCAUUUUUUAUUAACUCUUAAGCAAAAACCUACUCGUUUCUUUAUAUUAAUCAAAAAAACAUAAAUGGAGGGAUUUGAUGCGAUAUAUUACGAAGAUGAGGAAGAAAAUCCUGAAGAAGCUGAGCCAGGAGAUGUAGCCACCGUGCCCGAUCCAGUGAUACUUCGUGGAGCUGGAAAUAUGACCGUAUUUGGAUUGAGUAAUCGUUUUAGUACCGAAUUUCCUAGUGGGUUAGUUUCAAGAGUUGCCCCAGAAGAGUUUCAAGAAACCGUCAUGAGGAUAAACAGCGUACUCAAAAAAACAUUACCUGUUAAUGUCAAAUGGUUGUUUUGUGGCUGCUUAUGUUGCUGUUGUACUUUAGGAUGUUCAUUAUGGCCUGUAAUUUGUUUAAGUAAAAGGACACAGCAUUCGUUAAAUAAACUGUUGGAAUGGGAGAAUAGUUAUUUAUAUCAUAAGUUGGGGUUACACUGGAGACUAUCGAAGCAACACUGUGAUUCGUCAUCUAUGAUGGAGUACGUCAUUCUGAUAGAAUUUUUACCAAAAAUUCCUAUUUAUCGGCCAGAUUAGCGUUAAGAAUAUUAAUAUGAAUAAACAGAAAUCUUUACGCGCUUAAAGAAACUUUGUUAGAAAGCACCGAGUCGUUUUUUUUGUAAAUAUGUGAAAUAUAUGUGAUAAAUAAUGGUAUAUA